Messenger RNA from Daphnia pulicaria, 1381 nucleotides. Its product is annotated as beta-1,3-glucan-binding protein-like. NCBI's taxonomy places the organism in Eukaryota, Metazoa, Arthropoda, Branchiopoda, Diplostraca, Daphniidae. The transcript has 7 exons. Gene Ontology annotation, biological process: carbohydrate metabolic process. Bases 93 to 1163 code for a protein of 356 amino acids. Gene Ontology annotation, molecular function: hydrolase activity, hydrolyzing O-glycosyl compounds. The record is from RefSeq and is a predicted model, not a curated record.
UGCAAGUCGAGAAACUGGGACGAUAGACAUAUUUUCCCCAACAACACGCCAGUUUCAUUCUUACCCAACACCGCAGUAUUUCUUGUUCAAACAUGACGCUCGCAAUUGCGCUGAUUGCGCAAAUUGUGUUAGUAGUCGGUUUUGCCCGUCCAUCGUCUGCCGACCAGAAACUUCUGUUAAGUGAGGAAUUCGAUUCUAUGGAAAGGUGGGACAAUGUCGUUACGUCUUACCGAAUGAACGAGAAUCAGUUUCAGUACUACACCCGUCGACCAGAAAACAGUUUUAUCAAGGAUGGAAAACUAUUCAUUAAACCAACAUUGACGACUGAGCGUUUCGGAGAAAAGUUUUUACAUAACGGCAAGUACAACUUGAAAAGAGAAGGAUGUAAUCUGGCCGUGGACGGUGGAUGCGUACUUAAAGCGAAUCAUGACAUAGCCAAUCCUAUUCAGUCAGCAGCACUAGUGACAAAAUCAACAUUUACUUUCACUUAUGGGACUGUCGAGAUUCGAGCAAAGAUGCCACGGGGCGAUUGGCUCUGGCCAGAAAUAUCCCUGAUGCCGAAAAAUAAUGUCUACGGCGAAUGGCCACGAUCCGGCUAUAUCGGCUUGGUGUCCGUCAGAGGAAAUAAUGCAUUUACGUGUAACGGACAAUCAGCGGGAAAUAACGUGAUGGAAUCGUCACUGGAAUGGGGACUAAACGAUGACCACAUCAAAUCGAUAACGUGGACAAAGGAGGCGCAAGGUAAUGGUAGUUUCUCCUCCGAUUUCCGGACCUAUCGAUUUGAAUGGAAUCCCAGUAGCAUGCAUUAUUUUGUCGAUGAUCAGAUGGUGGGCUCUUUGGAGCCACCUAUAGAAGGAUUUUGGGAACUAUCCCGGUUUAAUGACACAGUUGAUAAUCCUUGGAUCAAUGGCACUUCAAUGGCUCCGUUUGACCGAGAAUUUUUCAUCGCAAUCAAUGUCGCCGUGGGUGGUGAUUUUUUCCCCGACAGUUGCGAGAAUUAUCCGUACCCAAAACCAUGGAACAAUUCUUCGCCAGACGCCUCCAUGGGUUCUUUUUGGGAGAAGAAAGAUCAGUGGUACCCUACUUGGUCUCAGUGUUCCGUUGAUGAUUCCGCCCUUCAAAUUGAUUAUGUUCGCGUUUACGCCCAUCCAACAAUAGGAUAACGAUUCUUCUACCUUUUCAUGACUUGUAUAUGUCAUGUACUUAGGCUUGUACAUGGUAACAUGUACAGUAUAUACGGUAUGUCAGUAUGACCGACUACCUAUCUCGAUAUGAUAGCUCGGAUGUAUUGCACAAAAUAUCUCAAUCAAUUGUAAGAAACGUGAAAUGAGAAUUGCAGAAAAUUGAGAAUGUCGUACAAAGAAUAAAUUCAUUCGAACUA